This is a messenger RNA of Aspergillus niger, 2016 nucleotides long. RefSeq lists its product as uncharacterized. Bases 1 to 2016 code for a protein of 671 amino acids. The record is from RefSeq and is a predicted model, not a curated record. Gene Ontology annotation, molecular function: zinc ion binding; DNA binding; DNA-binding transcription factor activity, RNA polymerase II-specific. Gene Ontology annotation, cellular component: nucleus. Gene Ontology annotation, biological process: DNA-templated transcription; regulation of DNA-templated transcription. NCBI's taxonomy places the organism in Eukaryota, Fungi, Ascomycota, Eurotiomycetes, Eurotiales, Aspergillaceae. The transcript is spliced from 3 exons.
AUGUCCUCAUCUUCCGGGACUCCAGCUUCUAAACCUCGUCGACGACGUGACAAACCUCAACUUUCGUGCAUCGCAUGCCGCCAGCGCAAGUCUCGAUGCGAUCGACUACAGCCAUGUACCAGCUGUGUCGCACGCGGUCACUCAUGCGUCUACCUGACCCAAAAACCACCAGCAUCCCUAUUGCAUCCUACGCCCGUUGGAGCAGCAGCAGGACUUCAUGACCGGCUGGUUCACUUGGAGCGUCUCGUCAAGUCCUUAAUGCCCGAUGGAACCAACAAUGACGAGGCGCGACAGCUUACUACCCCAGAUACCACUCCCAAUAGCAGUGUUCGACAAGUGCCUAGUAAUGGUGUAGUAGAUACACAGUCAGAUUGUGGCAGCAUGCAGAUCACCGAUUCCGAGCUUCAGUAUGUAGCCGGUGAACACUGGGCGGCCAUUCUGGACAGCAUUGCCGACUUGAAGGCGCAAUGUGAUCGCGAGGAACAAGUCAGGAUGGCCGAAUCUAUCGAUGACACGAGUGGGAAGCCAUCCCACUUUCGACAUGCGUUGUUGCUCUACGGAUGUGAACGGGCUUCCUCAAGGGCUGAGAUCAUCGCCGCACUGCCACCCAAGGCUGCUGUUGACCGCUAUAUUUCGAAGUAUUUUAACUAUCUUGAUCUUGUCGCUUCUGCCGUAAUGGCCUCGGACGUGACCGACAGCGCAGAAGACGAGCAUAAAACCCUCCAACUCGAACUCUACCGCAAAAAGGUUGCCCAGUGCCUCGUCAUGGGCGAGUACACCAAGCCUGGCCCCUACGUACUCGAGACCCUAGUCCACUACGUAUACAUCGAGUUCGGAAUCAACCCCGACGCGGACCGCAACAUCUGGUUCCUGCUCGGGCUCGAAGUCAACCUCGCAAUGCGAAUGGGCUAUCAUCGCGAUCCCAGCCACUUUCCCAAUCUCACUCCAUUACAGGGCGAAAUGCGCCGUCGCCUAUGGACAACCGUACAAACAAGCGAUACUCUCCUAUCCAGCCAAAUGGGCAUGCCGCGAAUGAUCUCCGACUGGAAAUGGGAUACCGCAGAACCGCGAAACUUAUUCGACACAGACUUAAGCCAAUCCCUAACAGCACUACCCCCCAGCCGACCAGAAACAGAACACACCACUACAUUAGAACUCAUCGCGCGGAGACGCAUACUCAUAGCCAUAGGCACUAUAUCCAACCUAGCAGACGCAGUCAAACCAGCAAGUUACGCAGAAGUAAUGCAAGCAGACAAGAAACUUCACGACGCCGUUUCCACCAUCCCUCCCCCUCUCCGCUUCAAAUCCCUACAGGCGAGCAUGACCGAUUCCCCACAGGUGAUCAUGUCCCGACUAUUCCUCGAACACCUCCUAUACAAAGGCCAGAUCAUGCUUCAUCGCCGGUUCCUCAACUUAGAAACUAUCUCUUCGCGUGAAUCAAACCCAGAAGGUGAUAGGUUCACCUACUCCCGCACCGCCUGUAUCGACGCAUCACUCGGCGCCCUACGCAUACAGCACAUUCUCGACGAGGAGACCUGCAGAGGGGGCCAAUUACACGACAUGCACUGGCGGAUCACAUCAAGCAUGACGCAUCUGUUCCUAACGGCGACGAUGAUUCUAUGCUCGUUGGUGCAUCGGGGUAAGCCUCUUGAGAGGAUAGAGGAGGUGCUGGCUGCCCUUCGAACGGCUAGGACUAUCUGGAUGCGUCGUGGCUCGACGGCGACUUCGCGCGAGGCGGCGAGGGCCGCUGAGGUUGUUAGUCUUACUCUUGCGCGGGUGGGGGAGCGUGGCGUUGAAGGGGAUGGUGCUCAUGGCUGUUUGAGUGCUGGUGAUGGUGACUUGGCGGCAGAGUUGGAGGUGGGUCAGAGUAUGGGUGUAGAUGGGGGCGAAGAAUGUGUGAUGCCAUCGUUGAUGGUGGAAGAAGACUGUGUAGGGUUGGACUAUGCGUUCUCUAUGGAUGAUUGGUUGCAGAUGCAAUGGCCGGGUGUGGACAAUUUUGAUACUUAUUCCCGCUGA